UUCACAUUUUCCACCGUGUGUGGAGGAUAAUGAGAGAAAUUUCGCCCAUUUUUGAAAGCACGCGAGCUUUUUGAGCAAUCGUAAACUUUGUCGAGUCGCCUAGGUAAUUAAUGGAAUGAACAGAAGAAGAAAAAUUCCAAAGCUCAGGUAUUUUCAGAGAGGGAAAACGGAUGUUAUAAGGAGAAAGAAUCGAGAUGGGAACAAUUUUCGGAGAGAGGACUCGGUACCUUCGACAAGGCCAAUCGGAUUUAUCUUUUCCCGAUUCUUACGUCCGCUUUGCAUGUGUCCGUUUCUUCCCCACAAUUCGCUUUGCGUCGGAAUCUCAAUUGCCAGCGAAGUACCUAGGUAUCCCCACCCUAUCUUGUAGAAACCCGGCAAGUUCUUGCGUUGACGUAUCGGAAUCUAUCAUGGAAUAUUCUUCGCUUAAUUUAUUUUUACGUACGACACAGCAUAUGUUCUGUCUCGAUUUUACUGUUCGUUGCUUCUUGGUGAUGGGUUUUUUUCUUUUUUUCGUGGCAGACAGACAUCUGAAGAGAAUACGGUACGUUGAGAUGCUUGAGACGAGAACAGGAAAACAUCAUCAGAUAAAGAGGGAACAGGCCGGGUUCAAUGUUUUUAGAUAUGGGAAUGGCGUAACGGAAAGUAAAGUGACUGGGGUCGAAGUUGAUGGGACGGACGACUCUGUAAAGGUUGAACGUUAAACACCAUGAUAAUGUAUCGUCAUAUAUUAGACGCGAAGAAGAAAGCCAUAACUGGUGCCGGAAACCUAAACACAGGGCAAGCCCCAUCACCACAUGGCCACUGGGUGCCCUGAACUCUUUUGUCGUUCGAAUC
Sodiomyces alkalinus F11 is the source of this 834-nucleotide messenger RNA. RefSeq lists its product as hypothetical. The transcript has a single exon. The coding region runs from base 195 to 701 and encodes 168 amino acids. NCBI's taxonomy places the organism in Eukaryota, Fungi, Ascomycota, Sordariomycetes, Glomerellales, Plectosphaerellaceae. The record is from RefSeq and is a predicted model, not a curated record.